GAAGGAAGGAAGGAAGGAAGGAAGAACGAAUUGAGCUUGUGCAGACACAGUGCUACUUAGUCUUCCCUAGCUGAAUGUCAAAAGUUUUUGCAGCAGAAGAGGCAACGUACGGGGAUCUAAAGCAGGGUUCUCAACCUUGGCUACCUGAAGAUGGGUGGACUUCAACUCCCAGAAUUCCUGGCUGAGGAAUUCUGGGAGUUGAAGUCCUACCAAAUGGCCCCGGUUGAGAAACAUGCUCUAAACAUGGCCACAUUCCAGUUGCAGAGAUGAGAAACAGUGGAGAGGAAGUUAAAUAGCUCUUGGAAACCUCACAAGGUUGUUGUUUGUGGGGACCAUGGGAAGUGGAAAACGUUUGAACUGUACAAAAUGUAGUGGUAGACAAUGGCAACAACAGUAGUAGAUGUGGCUGUAAGACUCUCCCAAUCUGGUUCAGUUGUUUACAAUUUGUAUUUGGGCACAUGGUGCAUUUUGUGUGUGGGUGGGGGGAGAAAGAGAAAGAAAGAAAAGAAAAGAAACAAAGAAACAGAGAUAAAGAGAAAGAAAAGCAAGCAAGAGAAAGAAAGAAGGAAGAGGUUAUCAUUUCACGCAAAUGUAAAGAAAUUAAAAAUAAAAAAGAAGAAAAGAGGGAAAGAGACAAAGGGAAAGAGAAAGGGAAUGGGGAAAGAAAGAAAGAGAAAGAAAGAAAAGAAAGAAAGAGAGAAAGAAAGAAAGAAAGAAAAAGAAAGAGAAGGAAGGGAUUAUCAUUUCAUAUUCAGGGGAUUAAAGUGUUUUUAAUCAUGUUUUUCAUUGUGCUUUGAUUUGCUUUUGUUAUUUUUCCUGGCCGCUCAACUGGCAAAUGCGAUGCUCAUCUAUAUUUCAUGGGCACAGAAUAAAUGAAUCAAUACAGCAUUUUAUUUUAUUUUUUUUGCCCUGGCGUCUCAUCCAUCAACCAACGUGCCACGCUCACUGCUUGUACAGCUAUGGGGCAUGCUCGGUAAAAUGUAUAUUAAAUUAACUACCCCUCCUCUCCCGACAUCCUGAGAUAAGCUUGGGCUACAGCAUCCAUCAUCCCUGGCCAGCCUGCCCCUGGGCAGUUCUGCUUUUUAAAAAAGUGGGACGGACAAAAUUUGGCUCCCCGUUUCUGGGUCUCUUAACCUGGCUGGGAUGAGUUUUGAGUCCUUUCCGAUUUGCUGAAGGGUUAAGUCGAGCAAGUUCUGCUUCCUAGAAAAGCAGUGGAAAUUUGAUUCACAACUGGGAAGGGAGGCAGGUGGGCAGGCGGUCUCCCCUUCUCCUCCCCUUCCCGCCCCGCCUCUUGCCUCCGGUGACAUGAGAAACUGCCUUUUGCUUCUUGGUCCCCAGUCUGGGAGCCAUCAAAGAACUGCAGCUGCAGCAGACACAAAGGCUGCAAGGCGGGGAUAGGCUGCAGGAAUUGGAGGAAACUCCUCUUUGGAGAAAGCUCCAAUGUGACCUUGGUCCUAGGGAUCUGCACCGGGUACUCCUACCAGAGUAGAGCUACAUUCUGCAAUAGAGCUGGAUUCAGAAGCCCAAAUGGAGGAACAGGAAACUGCUGGAGCUGAAUCCCAGGAGAGUUUGGAAGGCAAAGCACCAGACCUCCACGUGGUUCAAAUCGGGGCCACUGGGGAGUUGCUGGAGGGGGCUGUGCCCCCCCAGCAGUUUAAGCAGGAGCCCGAGGACCAAUGCUGGGAAAACCAAUUACAAGACUUCCUGAAGACCAUGCAGCCCUCCCGUUCGGGCUGGAGGAACCCCCGGUCCCCUCACUACAUGUUAGGGGAAGACUCCAAGUAUUGCCCAACCUCCUUUAAGAGAGCAGAAGAAGAAAACCAGUGGCCGAAAGUAGAGUGCAUAUCUGAAACCACACUGGGUGACAGUAAGCCCUACGGGAGCAGCCAGGAUUCAUCCGUGAAGGUGAAGGAAGAGGUCCUGGAUGAGGAUCCCAUCCACAUGGAGGUACGGCGACAACGGUUCCGUCUUUUCUGCUACGAGGAAGCCGAAGGGCCAAGGGAGGUUUGUAACCAGCUCUGGGAGCUGUGCCAUCAAUGGCUCAGGCCGGAGACCCACACCAAGGAGCAGAUCCUGGAGUCACUGAUUCUGGAGCAGUUCAUGACUGUCCUGCCCCCUGAGAUGCAAAGCUGGAUCCGGGAACAGGGGCCGGAGACCUGCACGCGGGCCGUCGCCCUGGCUGAACGUUUUUUGCAAGACUCUGAGGAGCCGGAGCAGAAGGUGUCAGGAACGUUAGAACAGGGGUUUAAUUCUCCCAAAUCGGAUCAUUCUUCGCCUCAUGUCCUGAAGGUGCAGCUCCCUUUGGAAAAGAAGCAGGAAGAUGAUUGGGAGGCCACUUUGUCAGGGAACGAGCAAGUGCAGGAGGAGGGAGAGGAGGAGGAAUCUUUCCCACCCAGCCAUCCUGAACCGACAAUUAGUGGCGGGUUAUCCCUGGAAAGAGCUGUAGGGAAGGGUUUCCAAGGCCCCGAGUCGGACGAGAAUCCUGAAGGUCACUCCGAAAGCCAUCCUGGAAAGGCGACCAAGCGCUUUGAGGAGAGCAGCAGGGGCGCCCGGGAAAGCUCCUCUCAGGAGGGGAUUCCCCGGCACGUCGACUCGGGGGAAAGUUCCGGCAAAAGUAUUGGCCCUCAGGAAAUUCAACCGAUGGAGAAACCUCACAAGUGCUCGUUCUGUGGGGCCAGUUUCUAUGAGAGAACUCACCUCAUCAUCCACGAGAGGAUCCACACCGGAGAGAAGCCCUACAAGUGCUCGGUCUGCGAGACGUGGUUCUCUCAUCCUUCCGAGCUGAUGCGGCAUGAGGAGACCCACAUGCCCGAGAAGCCGCACAAGUGUGCCGUCUGCGGCAAGAGCUUCAACCAGAAAGCCUCCCUCAUCACCCACGAGAGGACGCACACGGGGGAGAAGCCCUACGAGUGCUCCGAGUGCGGGAAGAGCUUCAGCACCAGCUCCCAGCUCAUCACCCAUAAGAGGGUCCACACGGGGGAGAAGCCCUACAGUUGCUCCUACUGCGGGAAGAACUUCAACCAGAAGGCCUCCCUGAUCACGCACAAGCGGACGCACACGGGCGAGAAGCCCUACGAGUGCACGCUCUGCGGGAAGAGCUUCAGCGCCUGCUCCCAGAUCAUCAACCACAUCCGGGUGCACACGGGAGAGAAGCCCUACGAGUGCCUGGAGUGCGGGAAGCGUUUCGGCAGCAGCUCCCACCUGACGGAUCACAAGCGGACGCACACAGGCGAGAAGCCGUACAAGUGCCCCGACUGCGGGAAGAACUUCAGCCGGAGUUCCAACCUUACGGCUCACAGCCGGAUCCACACAGGAGAGAAGCCAUAUAUAUGCUCAGGUUGCGGCAAGAGCUUCAGGCAGAAGGCCUCCCUCAUCACCCACAAGAGGACUCACACGGGGGAGAAGCCCUUCGAAUGCGCCGAGUGCGGGAAAAGUUUCAUUUCCAGUUCUCGUCUCGUCAGCCAUAAACGGGUCCACACGGGAGAGAAACCCUACGAAUGCUUAGAGUGCGGGAAAUGCUUUAUCUCCAGUUCUCACCUUCUAAGCCAUAAAAGGGUCCAUACGGGAGAGGAACCUUUGAAAUGCUCGUAGAACGGAAAGCGUUGCCGAUGUGGCACCGGGCUGGCUUCCAUGUGACUCUAGCGGGGAAUCCUAUAUCUCCAGGAUGGCGUAGCAACCUGUAGCUCUGAAGGCCGUUCCAUUUCCUCAAUGCACCAUUGAAAAGUUUUAAAAGAACUUUUUUUUUUUUUUAUAAGCCCAGGGAUGUUCCUGCAAGAUCUACUUUCUGGUUUUCUUGGUAAGGCCAGCUGACAUGCACUCUGGCCCUUAUGUAUCUCCGUGCACAUCAGCAUGUAGAAGAUGCAGGCUUGGCUUGCGUGAACAGUGCUCUCCGCUUCCCAAAAGAGGCAGAAGGGAUCGCCCAUGGAUGCAGGAUACUGACCAAGCUGGUGGGGCCACAAGCAUUGAGUCAAAAAAAGGUCUGUCUCACAGCGUCCCACAUGACAGCUCUGCCAGUCUCAGCAGAUGAAUCAGCCUUGCUAUAAGAUAGAGCAGGAUGGGCAACUAUAGCUCCUUUACAACCUGUAGACUUCAACUCCCAGAAUUCCUGAGCCAGCCAUCUAAUUCGUUGUGCAAACUGAUCCCAGUUCAGGAGCACUGCCAGGAUACAUGGGCUCUUGUAACUGCCCAGACUAGCUGCUCUGAGAGGGAACAAUGGCCCUUUUAUGACUUGUGGACUUCAACUCCCAGAAUUCCUGAGCCAGCAUGGCUCAGCUUGGAAACCCCUCCCUUUCCCCUCAGCAUGGCUGGCUCAGGAAUUCUGGGAGUUG
Crotalus tigris (Tiger rattlesnake) is the source of this 4328-nucleotide messenger RNA. RefSeq names its product zinc finger protein 436-like. Gene Ontology annotation, molecular function: RNA polymerase II cis-regulatory region sequence-specific DNA binding; DNA-binding transcription factor activity. Lineage: Eukaryota; Metazoa; Chordata; Lepidosauria; Squamata; Viperidae. The transcript is spliced from 5 exons. The record is from RefSeq and is a predicted model, not a curated record. Bases 1528 to 3591 code for a protein of 687 amino acids. Gene Ontology annotation, biological process: regulation of transcription by RNA polymerase II.